Messenger RNA from Zasmidium cellare ATCC 36951, 1605 nucleotides. RefSeq lists its product as uncharacterized. NCBI's taxonomy places the organism in Eukaryota, Fungi, Ascomycota, Dothideomycetes, Mycosphaerellales, Mycosphaerellaceae. The record is from RefSeq and is a predicted model, not a curated record. Gene Ontology annotation, molecular function: inositol-3-phosphate synthase activity. Gene Ontology annotation, biological process: phospholipid biosynthetic process; inositol biosynthetic process. The transcript has a single exon. Gene Ontology annotation, cellular component: cytoplasm. Bases 1 to 1605 code for a protein of 534 amino acids.
AUGGCACCUCACGCAAAUGACCCAAGUGGCCUGGCUACUGGUCUGUCCGCAACCCAGCUGACUACCGCCCAAGACUCAGCCUUCGUUGUUGACAGCCCCAACGUGGCCUACAGCGAUGCCGAGAUCCUCAGCAAGUACAACUACCGCACAACUCAGAUCAAGCGUGUCGACGACAAGGUCGUUGCACAGCCAAAGUCGUCAGUCUACGACUUCAAGACCCAGCGCAAUGUCGGCAAAGUCGGCGUCAUGCUUGUUGGUCUUGGUGGCAACAACGGAACUACCGUCACCGCUGGUAUCCUCGCCAACCGCCGCAAGUUGCAGUGGGAGACUCGCGAGGGCCCUCGUGCUGCCAACUACUACGGCUCCGUCGUCAUGAGCUCGACGGUCAAGUUGGGCACUGACAGCGAGACUGGUAACGAUGUCAACAUCCCACUCCAAAGCAUGCUUCCCAUGGUGCAUCCCGACGACCUCGUCAUUGGCGGAUGGGACAUCAGCGGUAUGGAUUUGGCUGCUGCCAUGGACCGUGCUCAGGUGCUUGAGCCUACCUUGAAGUCGCUCGUCAAGAAGGAGAUGGCUGCCAUCAAGCCACUGCCCAGCAUCUAUUACCCAGACUUCAUCGCGGCCAACCAGGGUGACCGUGCGGACAACAUCAUCCCUGGGUCCAAGGCAUGCCCAGAGCACGUCGAGCACAUUCGCAAAGACAUCCGCGACUUCAAAGCCGCCCACGGUCUCGACAAGGUCAUCGUGCUCUGGACUGCCAACACCGAGCGUUACGCCGACAUCAUCCCUGGCGUCAACGACACCGCCAAGAACCUCAUGGACUCGAUCAACGCCGGCCACGAAGAGGUCUCGCCCUCGACCGUCUUCGCCGUCGCGAGUAUCCUCGAGAACGCUCCCUUCAUCAACGGCUCGCCACAAAACACCUUCGUCCCAGGCUGCAUCGAGUUCGCCGAGCAACACAAAGCCUUCGUCGGCGGUGACGACUUCAAGUCCGGCCAGACCAAGAUGAAGUCGGCGCUCGUUGACUUCCUCAUCAACGCCGGCAUCAAGCUCACCUCCAUCGCCAGCUACAACCACCUGGGCAACAACGACGGCAAGAACCUGUCGUCGCAGAAGCAGUUCCGCUCCAAGGAAAUCAGCAAAUCCAACGUCGUCGACGACAUGGUCGCCGCCAACAAUGUUCUCUACGAGAAGGACGAACACCCAGACCACACCGUCGUCAUCAAGUACAUGCCCGCCGUCGGCGACAACAAGCGUGCUCUUGACGAGUACUACGCCGAGAUCUUCCUCGGUGGCCACCAGACCAUCAGCAUCUUCAACGUCUGCGAGGACUCGUUGCUUGCAUCGCCUCUCAUCAUCGACUUGGUGCUUGUGGCUGAGCUUAUGACUCGUAUCCAAUGGCGACACGAUGGCGAACAGGAGUACAAGAGCUUCCACAGUGUCUUGAGCGUCCUCAGCUACAUGCUCAAGGCGCCGAUGACGCCUCCUGGUACGCCUGUUGUCAAUGCUCUUGGCAAGCAGCGCAGUGCGCUUGUCAACAUCCUGCGUGCGUGUGUUGGUCUUGAGCCAGAGAAUGAUAUGACGCUGGAGCACAAGCUCUUCUAA